UCUAACUUGUAUUAUGAGGCCAAUAGAGAGAGCGUUCCAUGAAGAUCAACCAGCUAUGGUAUCAGAACUACAAGCUAAUUCUCUGAAGGACUCUGAAGCUCUUCUCCAAAAGACCCUUUGAGAAAUGACUGCGCCUGCGCGAACUAUCGAAACAGCUGUGCGAAAUGUUUACGCAAAAAGUGCCAUCCUUUGCUCCUGGCGCGGCAGUUGCUCAGUGCCACGCACCUGGUCUGGUUGGGUCAGUUUCUCGGGGUGACGCGACUCGAUUUUGAUUCGCCGGAAAAUCGAUACUAUUUUCCUUUUGGUUGGUGCAGUUAAACCGUGGUCGCCGCUGAAUGUAAAUAAAUGGCUUGGCUCUGUGAAUUGUUUCGGGCAAAAAACUCCAUUGGAUUUCCUUGGACUCGGUUAAAGUAAAAUAUUCCUUUAAAGGACUAUGGAAAAUGCAUAACUCGCUGGUGUCCAAAUUGCUGGUGCGUCUGCUGCUGCUAUUCGCCUUGGUGACCGCCGCCUCCAUUGUGGUGCUCACGAAAUGCGGUUUCGACGAGCUGACAGCGCGGGAAACGCAACCGAACAGCCCCAGCAGCGAGGCCAGCGGCUUCAGUUACGCCCUCAGCGAACGCGAGGCGGCCAUCGAACGUCUGAAGCAGGAGGUCCUUUCGCUGCGCACACAGAUCCUGUUCCUGCAGAGCAACAAUCGCAGCAGCAGCGCUUCCAAGCCACCAACCACAGGCAAUGGCAGCCUGCAACUGCAACUGCAACUGCAGGAGACCACCGUGUCUCCUUCCCCGCUGUCGCAUCACUACGACUGCAGCAGCUACAUCCGGAAGCAGGUUGGAGCCGCCGAAAUCCUGCACGGUCUGCCGCUGAACAACGAGUACGAGCUGAUUCCCUACAACCACUUUACCUUCACCCGAGUGUAUCCCAUUGACCUGGGUUUGGGCAAGCGGGUGGUGGAGAAACCGAUUGGCUAUCGGCGACGCGACCUCAUCGAGGCGGUGAAUAAAGCCCUGGAGAGCCUUAAUCGGAAUCACUCGGCCAGAAUACGGACAAAGGGUGGAGCGGUUCCUUCCGGAGAUCAAGGAGUCAUCAAGUACACACUGGAUGACUUCAUCGAGGGCAUCUAUCGCACAGAGCCCACCACGGGCACUCAGUAUGAGCUCUAUUUCCAGAGUGUCAAACAUCAGGCGAGUCCUGUGCGUCGGGCUCUGGUGAUGCGUCCCUUUGCUCCCCUGCAAACUGUACAACUAUCGGAGUUGUCCCUGAAUGGAGGGGAUUCCCCAGUGAUCCAUGUGAUACUGCCCUUGGCUGGACGCCUGCACAGCUUUCGCAGCUUCCUGCAAAUGUUAGCCAAGCUGGAGGAUCGUCGACUGGAGCUCAUAGUUGUGUACUUUGGAGUCACGGGACUGGAGCAGGCCAGGCGCAUGGCUAGAAGAUCAGAGAGGACACAGUUCUUGGCCCUCAAUGAGACUUUUAGCAGGGCCAAAGCCUUAAGACUGGGAGCGGAGCACAUAAAGCCAGCUGGUGAGGAUGUUCUGCUUUUUAUGUGCGAUGUGGACAUUAUGUUUACCACCAGAUUUCUGGAGCGAUGUCGCUGGAAUGCCUCGCCAGGCAAGAAGGUAUAUUACCCUGUGGUAUUUAGUCUGUAUAAUCCCCAUGUGGUUUAUACGCUGCAGGGCAAACCUUUGCCUGGCGAGGAAGAGCAGCUUGUGAUCUCAAGGGACACCGGCUUCUGGCGGGACUUUGGCUAUGGAAUGACAUGCCAGUAUCGUUCGAACUUCCUGCAGGUCCGAGGCUUUGACGAGGAGGAAAUUGUGGGCUGGGGCGGUGAGGAUGUGAUGCUCUAUCGCAAGUAUAUACGCUCCAAAAUCAAGAUUAUACGAGCCACCGAUCCGGGGAUCUUUCAUCGCUGGCAUACCAAAAUCUGUUCUAAUACACUAACUGCCGAUCAGUAUAGGGCCUGCAUACGUUCGCGAGCUCUGAAUGAGGCCUCGCAUGCGCAGCUUGGUUUCCUGGCCUUCCGGGAUGACAUAGCCGCUGCCAAUGCGGCCAAGUUGCAGUCGUGAUACUGGCACAUCCUUCAGGUUGGUUACUCCAACUAAGGUGGAUAUUUAAGUGUAAAGUGUGAGUGUGUAAAGCAAAGGCAGUGAUUUAUUAAAUAUAU
Drosophila serrata is the source of this 2161-nucleotide messenger RNA. RefSeq names its product Chondroitin sulfate N-acetylgalactosaminyltransferase (gene Csgalnact). The record is from RefSeq and is a predicted model, not a curated record. Gene Ontology annotation, cellular component: Golgi cisterna membrane. NCBI's taxonomy places the organism in Eukaryota, Metazoa, Arthropoda, Insecta, Diptera, Drosophilidae. Gene Ontology annotation, molecular function: glucuronosyl-N-acetylgalactosaminyl-proteoglycan 4-beta-N-acetylgalactosaminyltransferase activity.